CCACAACACUUUAGUUUGUGCGAGGCGUAUUGCAAAUCGAUCGUGUAUUUUUUUUUUGUUAUAAAGAAAAUAAUCGUGUUAUUUUAUGCGUAGUUUUACGUGUGUUGUGUUUACGUGGUUUUAGGCUUUGUUUAGCGUUUUAAAGAAAGGGUGUUACAUUAGAAAAAAAUUUACAGUGACAAUGUGAAAUGUGUGUGUUCUUCAAAUUUUAAAGUGAUUCCGUGAAUGGGCAUGUGUAUCGUGCGUGUGUUUAAUGUAGAAUAUUGACACAAAGUUAACAAACAGCGUUCAGGAUGAAGUUAAAAAGUACAUUGUCCGUGCCAAAUCUAGGUGAUAUAACAUGGUUCCGGGGCAGUCGUAACGGCGACAUGAACCACGGCGGGCUGAAGAAUGCCUCCACGGAAUCGCGGACCGACAGCAAACGCGAUCGGCGGCGCGGCGCGGCUGGGCGGGCGGCGGCGCUGCGGCGGGCGCCGUCGGACUCGGACUUCGGGGAGACCGCGUCGCUGUCGGCCGACAGCGGCGACCGCGCUGUGCGGCCCGCACCGCCGCCCACGCGCAGCGGCAAGUCGCGCAGCCGUCGGCGCGGUAGUGAAUGGGAGGUGCUCGAGGGUCUGAAGGAUGGACAGCGGUUCGACAAGAAACCCGAGGUGUUCAACGGUUACUUGCACAAGAAACGCAAGUGGCCGCUCAAAGGAUGGCACAAGAGAUUCUUCGUGGUAGACGGCGGCAUCUUGGUGUACGCCCGCUCGCCGACAGAUGUCGCCCGCGGCCGGCUGCACGGCUCUGUCGACGUGGGCCUGUCGGUCAUAUCGGCGAAGGCGCGCCGCCGCCGCAUCGACAUCGACGCCGACGAGUUCAUAUACCAUUUACGAGCGAAGACCCCGGAUGUGUUCCGGACGUGGCUGAACGUGCUCAAGACGCAUCGGUUGUACCGUCAGCAUCUACUGACAUUUGGUGCUAGAGAGUCAGUGCCUAAGAUCCACGCGCCACUAGAAGACCUUCCCCCCGCAGAAACAUCACGGCUGAUAAGCCCGACGUCACAGCCGCUGCGUGGUCCGCAAGCUGGCUUCGUCUCCGGUACACCUGGUGGACGCCUGGCCAGCUGGAUCAUAGAAUCCGGUGGGCCGCUCGAGAACGCGUCAAAGGAGCUCGGCCAGGCCCAGCUGUCCGUUCAGCAGCUGCAGCGGCUGCUCGAUGCGCUGGAGUUGCAGCAACAAGUUCACCACGACACCGACGUGUCACUAGAGGGCGCUUCGCCGAACGUCAAAAAAGACCGGCGCAAGUUUGGGUUGCGCAAAAAGAAAUCGAAUAACAAAUGCGCGUCGGUGGAACUCGCCCCGCCGCACGUAGACCCGUCCAACUCGCAUAUGGCAAUAUCGGCGCUCACAGCGCCACCUUCCCCUGGUGGAGGCGCUUCCUCGAUGCCCAACUCGGCGGCCUCCUUGCCAAUAGCGUGCGCAGCAGCGAGGCCGCAGUCCCUGCCCGGGGCGGAGGCGCUGGCCACCGGCGCGGUGGCAGGGCCAGCGUCGCUGACCAGCUUGACGCCAGAUCACCAAUUGAGGGAAGACUUCACGGUGCUAGCUAAGGAUUUGGUGGCUAAGUUGAAAACUAUAUUAUCCACUUUAGUAUGCGAGCGUGGACGGCUACGAGCGGCGGUGGAGACCCUAGAAGGGGCGGAGGCGGCACCAGGAGGCGCCGUGCUGGCGGCCUUGAGGACCAACCUCACGUCCGCCCUGCACCAGAACUCGGAAUUGCGCUCCCGCCUCUCCCGGAUACACGACGCGUCCGACCUCGCCGAGAUAUCCUCCGUGGGGGCCAUCUCUGACGCUGUGAAGCGGCACCCGCCGUCGCUGAGCUACAGCUCAUCGUGCGUGUCCGCCUCGGAGUUCUUCGACGCUGAAGAGCACGACAGCAACGGCUUGAAGCCGGCUGAGAUCAUCAACGCAGAUGAGGCCGGCGUGAUAGAGCUGGACGGCGACUCGUCGUCAGAGGCGGGCUCACUCAGCAGCGAGGAAGGCUCCGCCAGUUCGGACAACUCUGAGGGUGCGAUGCUAUCAGCGGAACAGGUGACCCUGCGGCUGGACCAGAACGGACCGGCGGCGGACGGCACCGGACCGGCGGCGGCCGGCACCGGACCGGCGGCGGCCGGAACCGGACCGACGGCAGCCGGCGGCGAGCAGUGGAUACGGCGUACGCGACUCCCUAGCCCGAGACCCACGCCCGGCGGGCCCAGCCUCUGGAACCUGCUCUACAAGAACAUCGGCAAGGACCUCAGCCAGAUCUCCAUGCCUGUCACCAUCAACGAGCCGCUUAAUAUGCUGCAGAAGCUGUGCGAGGAGCUGGAGUACUCGGCGCUGCUGGACGCGGCGGCGGCGAGCGCGGCGGCGGCCGAGCGUGCGGCGCUGGUGGCCGCGUUCGCUGUGAGCGCGUACGCGUCGGCCGCGCACCGCGCCGCCUCCAAGCCCUUCAACCCGCUGCUGGCCGAGACCUACGAGUGCGUGCGCGCCGACCGCGGCUUCCGCUUCGUCGCCGAGCAGGUAUCGCACCACCCGCCGAUAUCGGCGUGCCACGCGGAGUCGUCCCGCUGGACGUUCUGGCAGGAGGCGCGCAUCAAGACCAAGUUCUGGGGCAAGUCCAUGGAGUUUCAGCCCACCGGCCGCGUGCACGUCCGGCUCACCACCACCGGCGACCACUACAGCUGGAAUAAAGUAACAACAUGCGUACACAACUUGUUCGGCGGGCAGCGGUGGGUGGACCAGUACGGCGACAUGCACAUCGUAUGCCACGGGACCGACAUCACGUGCAAACUUAACUUUAUCAAGGCGAGCGCGUGGUCGGGCAGCCGGCACGAGGUGCGCGGCGGCGUGGCGGGCGGCGGCGCGGCGCUGCGCCUGCACGGCCGCUGGUCCGACGCGCUCUACGCCGCCGACCGCUGCAUCUGGCGCCCAGGUCCAAUGCCCCCCGACCACGAGCUGUACUACGGCUUCACCAGGUUCGCGAUGGAGCUGAACGAGAUGGAGCCCGGCAUGCGGGACAUUCUGCCUCACACUGACACCAGGCUCAGGCCGGACCAGCGCGCGCUGGAGGAGGGCGACGUGGAGGCGGCGGAGCGCUACAAGCUGCAGCUCGAGCAGGCGCAGCGCGAGCGCCGCCGCGACUCGCCCGACCACACGCCCGCCUGGUUCCGCAAAGUGGUGGAGAACGGCGAGGAGAUGUGGAUAUUCAACGGCGAGUACUGGAAGGCGCGAGAGGCGGGCUUCAAAGACAACACCGCGCCCAGGAUAUGGUGACCGCGUCUGCUCAUACACCGUGUACCGCCGAGCGAGGUGCUGUGCUAGAGGUUGUGUCUCGUCGCUUCCCGCUUCUAGAGCUUUACACAGUAGCCUUUAUUAUAAAUAACUACUACCACAUUGUACUGUUCGUUGGACGGGACAUAUACCCGUAUAUACAAUAGGGUGCGUGUACCAAUUCACCACAACCUUGUACACUUUUAUAUUAAUAUCAUGUUUAUUUGUGAAUCAAUUAUGUUGUCGUUUGACAUCUUUUUUUUUAUUAUUAUUAUUUAUUAAUUUAUUUAUAAUAUUUUUAUUAAAAAAAAAGUGUUUAAAUUAUGAAAUAGUGUAAACUUGGAUUGUUAUCCAUACAUGUUAAUGAUUCUCUGGGAAUACAUAUUUUAAUUUGCACUUGGACUUGCCUCACCUUACGGUAAGUGGUUAUAAAAUGUAAGAUUAUCCGCGCUUACCCCGAAAUUACUUAACUGUCAACAUAAAAAGACCUAAGUUGUGUUUCCCCAGGAACACAGAUAAAGACAUUGACAUUUGACAUUUGACGUUUGACAUUUUUAUUAAAGUGUCAAUACCAAUGUAACCAAAAGGCAAUUAUAGUAAUAGCAGCUUGAAUUUACUGAUUUUUUUUUAACUAUAAAAUAAUAUAUAACGUUGAUAACUUAAAAAAGCUGUUAUGUUAAAUUUUACCAACUACUUACCUUAGUAAUAAUCACCUUAUUUACUGAUUGGUAUACAUUUUUUUUUCAUAAAUACAUUAAUUAAAAUAAUAAUAAUUAUAUAUAUAUUAAUUUACAGCUAUAUUUAACAGCUGUUGCUGCAGAUAUAGACUGUCGCUUUUGUAUAAUUUAAAAUUAUUUUUAAUUUUACAAGUACAAUUUACAAUACUACAUUUGUGGUUGGUUAAUUGGUACAUUUACCUUAUUAAUAUGGAUUCCGUAUAGUAAGUGUGGGGAUUUGAGAGUUUUACCAGUUUAAUUAAAAUUUAUAAUAUAAUUUGUUACCGUCGUAGUAAUUAUCGCAUUAUUCCUUUUAUACGACAUUGUACGGAUGUAUAUUAUGGCAAUUAUUUGUUGCUUUCAAAGUAAACAAAUUUCAACCUUAUUGUCUUGUGCUAUAAUUGUUAAAUUAAUUUUACUUGGCAAUUUUAUGCAUAUAUGCUUAAUAUACUUUUUAGGUAAUGACAUAUGAUAAUAAAUAUAUAUAUAUAUAUAUAUAUAUAUAUAUAUAUAGCUAGACGCGCCAUCUUGGCAUGGGAGACUCAACUUUUAUUUUUAAUCUAUGUUUUUUUUGGCAAAAAAAUCACUUUCACAAGUCGAACGUCCUUCAAAAGGAUGCAUUUCGAUAUCAACCUGUAUAUGAGGAGUCAUACUGUAUAAGUAUGUACGAAAUACUAAAAUGUAUGGACAAAUCACUGUAUCUAGUAUUUAAAAGGACAGUCAACACAAAGUUACCAAAUUAUACUUGUCACAACACAUAGGAGUUGGCAAUGCAACGCAUCUGGCUGGUCGUAUGCUGGCUUGACACGUUCGUUAUAUAAAAAAUAAAAUACAUAUAGGUUAAUUAUGAUUUUACGUCAUUGACACUUAAAAUGCCUUAUCUUAGCUCUCUCUCGCACUUAUUACAAGCUGGAUUAACAUAGCGUGAAUGAUAUUUGGAACUGUGAGAGUACCAGCAUGGAUAUACUACCUUACGGCGAACGAAAUAAGGUCGUUAUUGCAUCCUACAAAGUAUAAAAUUAAUUAAAAAAAUCCAUCCGUAUUUCUCAUCCUUACUAAUAUUAUAAAUGUAAAAGUGAGUUUGUUUAUUACUCGUCGCUUCAACGAGCCGCUCAUCAUAAAGUUUUCCAUACAAAUAGUAGCCAUUUUGCAUAGUAAAGAAGGACAUAAAAUGCUGUUUCAUUCUAUUCAAAUAAUAUGCCCCAGUCAUGCGGACAAAGUCACGAUCAUGUCUUAAAUAUCUUAAAACAAAAUUCCAAAAAAAAAACGAAAAAAAAUUAUAUUUGCCAAUUUUUAAUCAUUUUUUAUCGCCAUAUUCAUUAUAUAUGUGUAUAUAUACUAUAAUAUAUAGUCCAUAACGACUGUAUGUAUAUCUGUGUACCCCCUUAUUUAUAAAUCUUAAACCUACAAACAAUAUUUUAAGUAUUAUACAAUUCUGUCACUUUCUAUCAAAUUAGGAAUUCAACACCAAAGAAAGAGACAGAACUUCUCAAUAGCUAAAGUGGAGAGAGAUUUGACGUUUUUAUAAAUAAGGGGUAUUAUCAUUAUUUAGCUUGUUGCACUCUCACAAUUAAAACAAGAGCGAUAUUUCAUUUAUAAAACUAUAAAGCUGUCCAGACUACACGUUACGCCAAAAAGCAGGACGUACGUACAUCCAAAAAUGUUACCUUUAUCUGUGACAUUCAUAAAAAAAAAAAAUUAUAUUUCAUACUAAAGUCCUAUUUAGAGGAUUACAAGCCGGGCAUAUUGCCCAAUAUAGUAAAAUGAGUUCUUCGCGAGUUAACAUACAUAGUCAUGUCCGAAACGACAAUAUGACAUCAUAAACCGUCAUUGGUUAUUACUAACUCUCCUCACAUACUCGUUUGCCUUCAUUCGCAUUAAAAAAAAAAUUAAAUGUUGGUACUCUAUACAUUGUGAUAGUAAAUAAAAAAAUAUAUAGGUAUAUAUUGGAAUAUUUUGGCAAUUCCAUAAUUUCAGUUCAAUUACAUCGUUGCGUAGUGCAUACAAUUUUAAAAUUGACCUAGUAAUAAGUGAAUGCGUAUGCGCAGCUACAAAAUCUAACAUACUGUCUAGCCAACCGUUGAGGACUAAAGGGCGUGGCCUAACUGUGGCUCGGUUGUCAUAGACUAUUGUAAUUGAUAAGUUGUUCAUCAUCGUACCAACUUUUAACUGUCCGUUGCUAAGCAUAGGCUCCCCCCCCCCCCUCCCUGGGAAGUUUUGCCAGUAGUUGCUACGCUUGGCAGGUGGGUUGACAACCAUAGUUGGGCUUGGUGAUAUUUUAAGAGGGACGCUGCUGCCCAUCCCUAGACAGUUAAGUUUUUAUUGCUUAGCAAUAUUUCAUUUUUUUUUUUAAUUAAUAAUAAUAGAAUGGUAACCCCGCCUACGCUGUCAGUAGACUCUGGCGGGACACCAGUGAGAAAUGACAGAUGAAAUGAAGUCUGAUCUUUCGACACAUCAUGACAGCUUCACCAAGAAUUAACCACGAUGGUUUCCAAGGGACACCACACUGUCGUCCAUCUGAUAGAGUACAUGCUUAUGGCUAGCAAUAGUCCCAUUAAUCCCAUAGACAAUCGCCCCCUCCCUACCUUGACCUUUUUUUUUAUACCACUGAGGUGGCCGUACCGUAGCCUAUGAACGCCUGCUAAUACUAGAGGCAUUACGCGCGUAUUACAUUUUUAGAGAAUCGUGUUACAGCUUUGUCCCCAAUGAUUGGUUAAGCAAUAUGCUUUUCGAUCUUGUUGCUAUGGAUACGGCUUAAGUGUUAUCUAAUUUUUUUUUUCGUUUUAUUAAAAAAAAAAAGUAUAAAUUAUAAGGUUUUAGAGUAUUGUGGCUGUGAAAUGUUUCCAUUAAUGAAAGGAUAAUGUUAGAUCUUUAUUUUUUUUUUGUUGAAAUUGCCUUAUAAUAUAAUUUUCUUUUCUUGCCAGUUAUAGAUUGAUAGGUGUCAUAGACAAAUAUUGAAAAAGGGAACGGGUAGUCUAUGAAAAUUUGGUUUUGACGUAAUAUUUCUUGACUUCACUGUUUGCGUUGUGACUUCUACAUGGAACUUUAUUAUAUCGAUUUUACAAUAUUAUUUAAAAUACUUGUGUUGUAUUUUAAAUAAUAUAUAGUCGUAUGACUUCUUGAUUUAACGUUUUGAAAAAAGAAUCAUAUGACUCUGCUUCUUGAAGGAUUAGCCUACUAAAUUACAGAAUAAAUGUGUUUGCUAAAUUUAAUAUUCAAAUUUGGGGCUGAUCCAAAUGUCUAAUGAGACGAGGCGUAUUGCAGAGCUUUUUCACAAUUGAAACAUCGUUUUGAUGAUGAAAUAAAGUACAAUUAUAUACAUCUGUAACGUCAUAAAUGUGCCGCUUAUAUAGGUACAUUUAAAGGGAAAGUGGCGGGUGGAACUUGCCCACCCCAGAAUUCAAUUUUUUUUUUUUUUUAAGUCUAAUUUUGUGGAACCAUCACCACAAGAUGUGUAUCUCUGAGCGCUUCUAAUACAAAACCAGCUCCUAAAAAUAAUUUCAAAUAUGCCAAUGUGCUUAUAAAUUUAACAAUUUAUAGAAAUGACAUAUUAAAAAAAAAAUUUAAAGUUCUGUUGCUUUUUAAAAUGUUGAUUUAAUAAAUACAUAUUCUCUUGUCAAUUAAAUAUUGGAAAGUCAAUCGGAAUAUAGUUGGCACAUAAUUAAUUAAUAUUGCACAAUAUUUAUUAAAAUAUAUUACAAUAUGGUGGUGCAGGUCAUUAAAUAUAUGAAAUAGUAAUGCAAGAGUUUAUAGAAAAUUGUAGAGAGAGGUGGAUUGACAAAUAAACGUGCUGUACUUGGUAAAUUCGUAUAAGUAAGGGAUAUAACCUUGGUCGUUGUUUGGCUUGGUAUAAUGUAUUUCACGUCACUACCUCUAUCUACAUUAUGUACAAUUAAUUAAAUUAUCUCGUCUUAUAAUCACCUUUAUUUACUUCCCAAUGGUGCUGUGCAUGUGUGGAAAUUGUGUAAGUGUGCGUGUCCGUUAUUGUUUUAUUUUAGUUUUCAUUUUGUAUUCUGUACAAUUCGAAAUUUGAAUAAAUGCGCGAACCCAUUUGAUGAGCAAAAGACACAGGCCUAAAGUGUUUUUUUUUUUUUUUUUUUAUAAAUCUACCAGUGAAUGUUCUGUCAAUGCUUUCAUUAAUAACGAUUAAGUACAGACCAGUUGUUUUUCUUUUCUUUUUUUUUUUAUUGUUAUUACUAUCAGUUAUUCUGUAGCUUAGAUGUAACAAAGCAGUAUAUUUACAGUGAUUAUUAGUAAUAAUACAUAUUUUAUGAGCACCCAAUAUUUGAAUACUACUAUAAGUAGUCGCCAUUAAAAACUAUAUAGUUUUAAUUUGCAAAUGACAACUUUACACUAAGUUUAUAAUACCAGUGCCCGAAUAUAAAUGCAUAUUAUGCGAUUCGUUUAACGUCUAAUGAAAUCAAACCUUAAGACAUUAAUAUAAGGCUUAAUUUAAUCAGGAAUUAGUUCGAGCACAGACCUAGCAAUGUUUUUUUUUUUUUUUAUUGAAAAUGUGUAAAAGACAAACGGUUAAAGGUUAUAAAUCUAUAAAAAGUUUAUUUUAUAAUAUACUCUAUGCCUUCUGCUUCUAGGUCGAGUUUGAAAGCUUCUAAUGAUAAUUAUCUAUAAUAAACUACAUGGAUGUUGUUGCUAGAUAAAUUAUAGAUAUAUGUUUAGAUAUUUGUAUAUAGAGGAUUAGUUUCGUUUUAAAAAUGUUGUUGGACGUUUUUAUGUUGCAAAAUGUAGAUAUUCGCGCCAAGUAUAUUACGGGAUAGGCAGAGAGGUGUUUGAAUUUUAUGUCAACAAAAUUAAAUAUUUUACAAUUAGGAUAACUUUAAUUAAAGUUAUAUAUAAUGUCGAUGAAAUUCAAUAUAUUAACAAUAACAGAAUUGUUACGUUUUACGUUCAUAUUAUAGAAAAUAUCUACUUAUUUAGUAAUAAAUAAGAGUCAACGUGCCCAAGCACAAUACUUACUUACUUUGUUGUUAUAUCUUUUCCUUUUUUGAAAAUUUGAAGCCAGUGACGACAAUUAUGUUAUUAAAAAUAACAUGUUCCAUUUUCAAAAUAAAAACGUUCAAUGUGAUUUAUUUUUAAAUCAGCCAUGUUUGCUCUUAUAACAUACGGGUUUUAGGUUGUUUUUUUUUUUUUUUAUUCAGUAUUUUGUCGGGUCACAUUCUUUUUUAUGAAUAUUAAACACUUGUCACUUUUAAAAAAAAUGACAAUAAAAUGUUUUGUGUAUAAAAAUAAUAAUAUUGUUGUAAAAUGUUAUAUUAAUGAAAUUAUACUGAUGUAUUAAAUAUUAACUUUUAUGAGUUUAAAAUGUAAUUAAAAAAUAAUGUGAACGUGUAUCAAUCGGCUAUUAAAUCUAACAAAAAAAACAAACAAUUUGACAGGUUAGGUCCUAAUGAUUGACUACAUAUGACUACAUAUUUUGUUAGAUUUUCUAGUUUCGUACACACUUAAAAUAAUAUUGUUUUCAAAUUAUUUUUAAAUGUGAAAGACAAGUUCAUCAAUUAUACUGUAUAUAAUA
Molecule: messenger RNA, 9536 nt
Organism: Galleria mellonella (greater wax moth)
Lineage: Eukaryota; Metazoa; Arthropoda; Insecta; Lepidoptera; Pyralidae
Product: oxysterol-binding protein-related protein 3-like
Cellular component (GO): cytosol; perinuclear endoplasmic reticulum; intracellular membrane-bounded organelle
Molecular function (GO): cholesterol binding
Source: RefSeq, a predicted model, not a curated record